AUGGCCGAGACAAGUUUCGAGGCAGUUGAUGACACUUUGCAUCUUCCACGAAUCCUUUGUUUUCACGGCGGAGGGUCUAAUGCUCUCAUCUUCAAAUCCCAGUGUCGCCGGCUCAUUGCCCAACUUCGAUCCGAAUUCCGAUUUGUUUUCGUACAAGGACCAUUUUUAUCUGAUGCUGGGAAUGAUGUGAUGUCGGUGUACAGUCAAUGGGGUCCGUUUAGGCGUUGGCUCCGUUGGCGCCCCGAUCACCCUGAGAUCCGGCCGGAAGAUGCCAUCCGAGCGCUCGACGACAGUGUGGAGGACGCCAAGCGCCAAGACGAUGCCAAAGGAGCUACAGGAUUGUGGGUGGGAUUGCUUGGAUUUAGCCAAGGUGCCAAGAUCUGCGCUAGUCUCCUCUACCGCCAGCAAGUCCGACAGGAAAUAUCGGGAAGACCGUUCGCCGGUUCGGAUUAUCGUUUUGGAGUUCUGUUGGCUGGCCGUGCGCCGUUGAUAUGCUUGGAUCUGGACCUGGAUCUGGAUUCAUCCUUGCCUGAUGUGUCGCAGAUCACGGAUGCAAAGUACCACGGUCCGAGCCGGGACGUUCUACGCAUCCCCACUGUACAUGUACAUGGCAUGUUAGAUCCGCAUGUGGAUCUUCACCGUCAGCUGUUUGAAGAGUUCUGUGCUCCGGAGAGUAAAAGGCUGGUAGAGUGGGAUGGCGAUCAUCGGGUUCCGCUGAAGUACAAUGAUGUUUCGCUCGUUGCCUAUCAAAUUCGAGAACUUGCAAUGCAGACAAAUGCUCCCUAG
This is a messenger RNA of Penicillium odoratum, 786 nucleotides long. Its product is annotated as Serine hydrolase FSH. The record is from RefSeq and is a predicted model, not a curated record. Gene Ontology annotation, biological process: secondary metabolite biosynthetic process. The coding region runs from base 1 to 786 and encodes 261 amino acids. Gene Ontology annotation, cellular component: nucleus; cytoplasm. Lineage: Eukaryota; Fungi; Ascomycota; Eurotiomycetes; Eurotiales; Aspergillaceae. The transcript has a single exon.